Molecule: messenger RNA, 1054 nt
Organism: Thamnophis sirtalis
Lineage: Eukaryota; Metazoa; Chordata; Lepidosauria; Squamata; Natricidae
Source: RefSeq, a predicted model, not a curated record
UUUUUCCAUAUCAAGAUGUGCACAGCCACCACAUAUGUUCCUUGUUGUCGUUUGAAUUUCCAACAGAUAAGGAGUUCUAUAAUCUUGGAAGCUGGGAAGGUUAACGAUUAUGAAGUAGUAUAUCCACAAAAAAUCUAUCCAUUGCCCAAAAGCAGAAUUCAGCGGCGUGAGCAAAAGAGGACUUUUUUCCAAAGAUUACACCGAGACUCAUUAUUCUCCUGAUGGCAGAGAAAUUACAACAAGCCCUCCAAUUGAGGAUCACUGCUAUUAUCAUGGACACAUCCAGAAUGAAGCUGACUCAACUGCUGUCAUCAGUGCAUGCAAUGGCUUGAAAGGACAUUUCAAGCAUCAAGGGGAGACAUACCUUAUUGAACCCUUGAAGCUUUCUGACAGUGAAGCACAUGCAGUCUACAAAUCUGAAAAUGUAGAAAAGGAGGAUGAGAGCCCCAAAAUCUGUGGGAUGUUGAGACCUUUGCGAAUUCAUGUAGCACUGAUUGGCACAGAAAUUUGGUCCGACAGAGAUAGGAUUAAUGUGCAGCCAGCGGCGAAUGUCACUUUGGACUUAUUUGCAAGAUGGAGAGAAUCAGAUUUGCUGUCACGCAGAAGGAAUGAUAAUGCUCAGUUACUCACGGACAUUGACCUUAAUGGACUAACUUUAGGAUUAGGUUACGUCGGCACCAUCUGCCAUUCGAAGCAUUCUGCAGCAAUUGUUCAGGAUCAUACCAAAGAAACACGUUUGAUGGCAUCUACAAUGGCCCAUGAAAUGGGUCAUAAUCUGGGCAUUAAUCAUGACACAAAUACCUGUAAUUGCGCUGCUGAGAAAUGCAUUAUGUCUCCAACAAUAAGUGAUGUCCCUCUCUAUGACUUCAGCUCUUGUAGUCUUGAGCAAUGCAAGACUUUUCUAACUUCAAAACUCCCAGAAUGCAUUCUCGACAAACCCUCCAAAACAGAUGUUGAUGCACCUGCAGUUUGUGGAAAUUACUUUGUGGAGGUGGGAGAAGAAUGUGACUGUGGCUCUCCUGAGGUAAUUUUUUUUUAAAUCAACAAGAGUGUU